CUUCCUUCCAAAAAUGAACAAUGCUUCUCUUUAACCCCAUCUCCACCCACCUACCCCGCACCCCUACCCCCCUCACCCUCAAACACACCACCCCUCACCACCACCAACGUAACGUCACCGUUUUCUCUCAACUCCAACCCAAUAUCCCCAUCACAAUCUCCGAUGAAUCGCUUCAAUCAAAAGGAUUCAAUCUCCAUCAUUCGAUCACAAACCUCAACCUCGACCACCUUAACUCCGUUUUCGUAGCUGUUGGAUUCCCUAGACGUGACAAGGCGAAAAUUCAGGUAGCCUUAGAGAACACAGACACACUUAUGUGGAUAGAAUACGAGAAGACAAAAAGGCCAGUAGCGUUUGCUAGAGCUACAGGUGAUGGUGUUUUUAAUGCUAUUAUUUGGGAUGUUGUGGUGGACCCAAAUUUUCAAGGGAUUGGUUUAGGUAAAGCUGUGAUGGAAAGAUUAGUCACCGAGCUGUUACGUAAAGGGAUAACGAAUAUUGCACUUUAUUCGGAGCCCCGAGUUCUUGGGUUUUAUAGGCCCUUGGGUUUUGUUGCGGAUCCGGAUGGGAUCCGAGGAAUGGUGUAUUCUAGGAAAAAGAAAAAAAAAUAGGUGACAAAGGAGAUAAUUUUUUUUGUUUGUUUUUGUACUUUAUGAAGUGAUAUGAUUAAUUGUACAUUUUGUGUCAA
Lycium ferocissimum is the source of this 682-nucleotide messenger RNA. RefSeq names its product GCN5-related N-acetyltransferase 1, chloroplastic. Gene Ontology annotation, molecular function: N-acetyltransferase activity. The transcript has a single exon. The record is from RefSeq and is a predicted model, not a curated record. Gene Ontology annotation, cellular component: cytoplasm. The coding region runs from base 21 to 605 and encodes 194 amino acids. Lineage: Eukaryota; Viridiplantae; Streptophyta; Magnoliopsida; Solanales; Solanaceae.